UGCUUGCGUGUCUUCAUGAUUGGUAUCAGUGACCACAAGACUCUUUCGCUCAAGGCUCUCUACUCGGACUCACUCAUACCAUCUCUCCACUCAGCUGUCCGUGCUAGAAUCAAACCACAGCUCGGCAUUGACAUCAACAGCAUCGAGUGUGAGUUGUAUGGUGAUGAGGCGGAUCAUGAUGGUAUACCACUGGAUAGCACAUCGGUGACCAAUGAACAUGGGGAAACCCAAGGUACAUGUGCUACAGAUGACAAUGGUGAUUUCGCUGAGACUGACAGCUUGGAUGAGCACUUGGGUGGGAAUGGAGAUGCGGACCAGGACUAUGAGCUUGAAGAUAACGAAGGCAUUGAUAUCACCAUGUUAAACGGCCGGCCGCUUCACCCAGACGACUCUGGCUUUGGGGACAACGGUAGGCCUAUCAUUUUCAGCACAGGAAAAUUUUGGGACUUUGUCAACAUUUCACUCGAAAAUGUUCGCAAAAUUGCCAAGGAGGAGGCAGUGGCUGAUCAGAGUGGAAAUACAGGAUACGAAACCGCAUUUCGGCAAAUCCAGGUGGAAUAUUUCCAGCAGGACCUUGCUGAAUUUCCCGGCAACAUGGUUAUUCCUAAACUUCUCGCAAGCAACACCCCUCAGUGGCAGACUACCAUCCAGAAUAAGCUUCUGUGGAACGAGGAUCAGUGA
This is a messenger RNA of Suillus bovinus, 681 nucleotides long. RefSeq lists its product as uncharacterized. The annotation marks the transcript as partial. The record is from RefSeq and is a predicted model, not a curated record. NCBI's taxonomy places the organism in Eukaryota, Fungi, Basidiomycota, Agaricomycetes, Boletales, Suillaceae. The transcript is spliced from 2 exons.